AUGGGGACUAGUGUACAAUACAAUUCUGGCCCAGAGCCAAAGCUGGAGCCACUGCUUCAACACGGCUUAUACGACGUCCACUUCUCCCAAGCGACGGAUAAAGAAUUCUGGGACGAUGGUCCGAUAGAUAUCUAUGAAGCUUUUGCUCAACAUUCCUACAAGACUUUAGAGACGUGUAACAAUUCGUGUGACUUUAAAGACGAUCUAUGUGAAGCCAGGACAAUGGAACAAUUUGAUUUAAUUAUUUCAAGAAAUUUAAUACAGAAGCAGAAACCGUUUCUUGCAAGAGGGCAGUAUGUUUUUGAAUGGGAGAAAAAAUAUUUGAGUUAUCCCCCUUUGAACGAUACUAAAACGCUGCCAGAUUUGAAGUUGUCUAAAGUGACAGUUGAAAACACAAGACAAGGUGUGGUCGGGUGUAAGAUACUUGAAACUAUACACGGUCGUCUGGAUGUCGUGGAUGGGUACGGGCGUCAGAGAACCAAGGGAGACGAUGUGGUCAGGGUGUGGAUGAAGGGAGGUAAUAAUUCGGAUUACGCUGUUGUUGGUAACGUCACAGAUUUACAAAAUGGCAGCUAUACCUUCUCUGUCAAAUGUUUGUGGGCUGGUAGCUCUAAGCUUCACGUGGCCAUCGCCUACCCUCGUGAGUUCAUCAGGACGGUCAUACAUCAGGUACACACAGGUGUAGCCAGGUACAUGGUGGCUACAUUCGAUCAUGGGAUGGCCCGAGAGGACACCAUCUGUUUCCAUACCCCAAACAUACCAGGCUGGGAGUGUAUCUGUAACUUCAGCAAGUUUGGUUAUGAGAAUUAUUACUGUGGUAGACCGAGACAUCCGAGUCAAGCAGCAGAACGUCUUGUAGAAAACAAUUAUCUAAUAACCACAGAAAAUACAGUGGAAGAAAAUCUUCUGCAUCUUCAAUCGUGUCGAAAGUCCAACAAACGCGUCACGUGGACUCAAACGACCCCCAAAGGUUUCUGGUCCCCGGGUCAGGUCUGGUCCUCCCUCGUCUGUCAAGACCCUGGGGUCAUCAACUCCAGCUGGACCCUGAACUGUCUCCGUGACAGCUCUGUGUGGAUCUUCGGCGACUCCAACGCCCGAGAAACCUACAACUACCUUUUAAAUCUAACCCAGUGUGAACACGUCCAGGGAGGGUACCAAUACUGGGGACAUUGUUUCCAGCCCAUGUACAGUCUCAGCAUAAAUGUGAAUUCUCACGAGGGUCCUAAGUACACACACGCAUGGUCUUCUGACUAUUUCACCGUCCCAAGUUUUAUACAGAAACUACCAAAAAACCAGAAACAUAUUCUGAUCAUUCAGUAUUACCUCCACUACACGGCUGCCCAUUUCGCUGUGCUGUCGUUACGUAUGAAAUCUCUGAGAGCCGCCAUAGAAAAACUGCUUGAAGAAAACCCCAACGUCUUGAUUGGACUUAGAGCUCCUCAUAUCUCAACGUGGGAGUAUAAUGAAAACCAUGCAACAGGGGGAGACGCUUUAGGGCCCCAGUACAUGGAGAUUAUACGAGAACGGUUCAGAGGUUUAGAAGAUAAAGUCGUGCUGUUGGAUCUAUGGGAGAUGACGAUUGGAAUCGAGAACGCUGAUUUUCACCCACCGGCGUUUGUUAACAGGGAGAUGAUUAAGUUUUUGUUGUCUUUUCAGUGUUUGUGA
Messenger RNA from Physella acuta, 1665 nucleotides. Its product is annotated as NXPE family member 3-like. Lineage: Eukaryota; Metazoa; Mollusca; Gastropoda; Physidae. The record is from RefSeq and is a predicted model, not a curated record.